Molecule: messenger RNA, 7834 nt
Organism: Lotus japonicus
Lineage: Eukaryota; Viridiplantae; Streptophyta; Magnoliopsida; Fabales; Fabaceae
Product: histone-lysine N-methyltransferase ATXR3-like
Exons: 20
Coding region: 367-7551 (2394 amino acids)
Molecular function (GO): protein binding
Source: RefSeq, a predicted model, not a curated record
ACAGAGAGGUAGCAAACGCCAGAAACACACACAGAUUUUUUUCUUUACUCUUCUUUCUUUCUAUCGAUUCGUCAAAACAGAGUCUCUGAAACUCACCAAAAACCGCCACAGUUCCCUUCACAAUUCUCGAUCCGUGUUUCCUCCACCUUCUUCCGAUUCGCACCGUCUUCGAUUUUUCUCCGAUCCGUGGUUUUCUCAUUCCACGUUUGUUUUCUCGGUAUUUUUCUUCUCCUCUUCGUUAACGGAGGCGCGAACUUCGCUUUGCGCGUGUUUUUCACUUUCGCGAAUUUCUUGGAGGGUUUGGAGUUGGUGCAGCAUGAGCAUUGAUAGCCCCGGUGAAGGGUAGGACUUGAGUUUCGAGGUUUCAUGGUGCCAUCACCCAUGGGCGAUGGAGGAGUGGCGUGUUUGCCCUUGCAGCAGAAGAAACAUGUUAGGGAGAGGUUGUCGAAUGCAGCAGUGGAGAAUGCGGGGAUUAAGAAUGGGAGCGGUUUCAGUUCUGAGCUGGUCAAGGGUGCUGGCAAGAAGAAGAAGAAGAAGAAAGUGAAGGUGAAGAGGAAGAAAGUGAUACCCGCGGUGAAGAGUGAAUUGGCAGUGGACAGAGUGAGCGGCGGCUGGGGCAGCAAUGAUGUUGCGAGUGGCGGAAUAAAUGGGCAGAAAGAAGAAGUGGAGGAGGGUGAAUUGGGGACUUUGAAAUGGCCGGGGAGUGAGGUGGAGAAUGGGGAGUUUGUGCCUGAGAAGCCGUGGCCGCUGUUAAAAAGUGAAAUUCAGAAUCGGGAGAUUGUCAGUGAGAGGUGGAAGGAAGGGCAGGUGGAGAAGGGAGAGUUUGUUUCUGAAAAAUGGAGAAAGGAUGACGUGGAGAAUGGGGAGAUAGUUGGUGAGAAUGGUAGGAAAGGAGGAGCUGAGAAAGGGGAAUAUGGAUGGUGGAGAGAUGGUACAAAGGAUGGAGUUGAGAAGGGAGAGUUCAUUCCAGAUAGGUGGCAUAGGAGGGACACGGGGAGGGAUGAUCAUGGUUACGCGAGAAUCCACAGGCAUCAGUCAGGUAGGGACAAAGGAUGGAAAAGUGAACGUGAACGUGAACUUACACCGCCUUCAGGGAGAUAUACAGGUGAUGAGUCUUUUAGGAAGAGGGAACUGCAUGCAAGUUCAAGUCAGUAUGCUAAAAGUGCUCCCAGGUGGGAGAAUGGGGGAGAAAGAAAUAUAAGGAUUGGUUCAAAAAUUGUGGAUGAGGAGAAAAAUGAGUACAGCAAUGGCAGGACUGAUUCACGAGGUUACUCUUCUGGUAGUCGGUUGAAAAGGCAUGGUAAUGAAUCAGAUAGCUAUGAGCGGAAGCAAAAUGGAGAUUAUGAUGGCUUAAAAAGUCGAAGGCUUUCCAAUGAUGGCUCACGCGAUGGUUAUCCGGAGCACCAUUCUCGACUGUCUGUGGAUAGAUCUUAUAGAAAUAGUUCUUCAAGAUUAUCAAUGGACAAGUAUUCUUCCAGGCAUCAUGAAUCUUCUUUGCCAACCAGAUCAGCUUAUGAUAAGCAUGGAUGCAGCCAUGGUCAAUCGGAGCGGUCCCCUCGUGAUCGAACCAGGUAUUCCGAUCAUAAAGAUCGCAUGCAAGUGCGUCAAUCACACUAUGACCAUGAGAAAUCUCCAUAUAGCCGUGAGAAAUCUCCACGUGUUCGUGAAAGAUCUCCACGUGUUCGUGAAAGAUCUCCACGUGUUCGUGAAAGAUCCUCGUGCGAUAAGAAUCGGGAUAGAAGUCGUCACCAUGAUCAUAAAUUGAGAAGUCCUACUCAUGCUAAGGGUUCCCCACAAGAUCGAGUUCUACACCAUGAUCACAGGGACCGAACUCCAAAUUCAAUGGAGCGAUCCCCACUUGAUCGGAUUAGACAAAUUAUUCAUCAAGAAACAAGUAGUAAAACCUUAUCAAGUGAAAACAAUAACUCACAAUAUAGCUGUAAGAAUCAUGAAGACAAGAACAUCCAAAAGGAGUCAAAUCUUUCAGAUAUAGAAUCUCAAGGUAAAAGAAAUGUGCAUGAGGCCUACAGGUCUAUUAAGAAAGGUGUCUGCAAUGAACCUGAAAAGGAACAACAGUCCUGCAGCCCCACUGUAAGCUACAAGGGCUCUCCUAGCUUGCAGCCAUCUCCUGAGGAGCUGUCUUCUAUGGAAGAAGAUAUGGACAUAUGUAAUACCCCACCACAUGUUCCUGUUGUGGCAGAUUCAUCAUCUGGGAAAUGGUUUUACCUUGACUAUGGCGGUGCAGAACAUGGACCUUCUACAUUAUCUGAAAUAAAGGUCCUUGUUGAUGAUGGUGUACUAAUGUCAGAUCAUUUUAUUAAGCACAUGGAUAGUAACCGAUGGUUAACUGUUGAAAAUGCAGCAUCACCAUUGGCAGCUCAGAAUUAUCCGACGAUUCUGUCUGACACUGUAACCCAGCUGGUAAACCCUCCAGAAGCUCCUGGUAAUCUUUUGACAGAUACUGGAGAUAUUUUUCAAUGUGAUCCCGAGAAAUAUCAGGAAAUGCCAGCUCCUUUGCUGCAGGCAACGAUAUGCCCUGAUGACGAACUGUUGGAGGACCUCCACAUUGAUGAAAGGGUUGGAGUUCUGUUAGAGGGUUAUGAUGUCAUUCCUGGAAGGGAGCUUGAGGCAAUUAAAGGAGCUUUGCAAAUGAAUUUUGAUUAUACAAAAGGGGAGGGAUUGGAAGACUACGAAGGUUUUCCUUGUUAUGAUACUUGCUUGAGCAUGGAACUUGAUUCAAGAAUUGAUUUUGCCUCAAGAGACUAUGAGUCUCAGCUAAGUACGCCUCCAGACAACGAUAAUGGAUUUACCCUCAGUGUCCCUGAUGACUUGUUUUCAUCUCGAUGGUCUUGCAAAGGUGGUGACUGGAAGAGGAGUGAUGAUGCCCAAGAUAGAUGUAGUAAGAAGAAACUUGUCCUAAAUGAUGGGUUUCCAUUAUGCCAAAUGCCCAAGUCUGGGUGUGAAGAUCCACGUUGGCCUCGGAAAGAUGACUUGUAUUAUCCUUCUCACAGCAGGAUGCUUGAUCUUCAUCCUUGGGCUUUUUGCACUGAUGAGAGGGUUGAUUGCAGCAGUGCUGUAAGCAAACCAGUUCAAGGUAAGCUUACUUUUGUAAGAGGAGUAAAAGGAAAUGUUCUUUCAGUGGUCAGGAUAAAUGAACGAGUAAUCAAGGAUCAGGGAUCAUUGGACUGUGAGCCACGCCAAAAGAGCCGUGGCAAUGAUAGAUAUCAUUCAAGGUCAACUUGGCCUUUGUCUUCAGCCAGUGAUAGCAAGCGAUCAUCAACUGAAGAAGAUUAUCAGUCAAAAGCUGUUAAUGAUCAAGGUUCUCAAAGCUCCUGCAGGAGCAUUGAAUUUAUUACUACUGGUAAAGACCAUCUUUGUAAUGUCCAUGCCUUACAGUUAAGUUUGGGUGACUGGUACUAUCUUGAUGGUUUGGGGCACGAAAGAGGGCCUUCAUCAUUUUCAGAGCUACAGUGUUUAGUAGACCAAGGAAUUAUAAAAAAGUAUAGCAGUGUGUUCAGAAAAUUUGAUAAAAUCUGGGUUCCUGUUACCUCUACCAGAGAAACCUAUGAUGUCAGUUUCAUGAGCCACCAAGAAAGCAGUUCAGCGUCUGGUGAAUGCUCUGGACAUCAAUCAUUGCAAACACAAGGUGUUUCAUUUGGUGAACCUCAAUCAAAGUCAAGUUUGUUUAACAGAUUACACCCUCAGUUUGUUGGUUAUACUCGUGGGAAACUACAUGAGUUAGUAAUGAAAUCAUAUAAGAGCCGGGAAUUUGCUGCAGUUAUAAAUGAGGUUUUAGAUCCGUGGAUCAAUGCAAGACAAACAAAGAAAGAAAUUGAGAAACAAAUACAUUGGAACUCAGAAGGUGAUGCAUUUGCUUCCAAAAGAGCAAGGUUGCUGGUAGAUGAUCAUGCCAGUGAAGAAGAUGUUGUAGAUGCUGAGACAGAUGAGUUCACAUUUGAGGAUCUAUGUGGUGAUGCUGCUUUCUCAAGCGAAGUAAGUGGCAAUACCGUUUCUGAGGUUGGAAGCUGGGGAUUAUUGGAUGGUCAUCUAUUGGCACGAGUCUUACACUUUCUGAGGUCUGAUUUGAAGUCCCUUGUCUUUGUAUCAAUGACUUGCAAGAAUUGGAGAGAGUCUGUAAGAUUUUACAAAGAAGUCUCAAGAAGCAUUGAUUUGUCAUCCCUUGGCUAUUCCUGCACUGAUUCCAUAGUGUGGAACAUUGUGAAUGCUUAUGAGAAAGACAAGAUCAAAUCUAUGAUUCUGACGGGGUGCACCAAUAUCACUGCUGGAAUGCUGGAGAAAAUUCUUCUUUCAUUUCCUGGUUUAUCUACAGUAUACAUUAGAGGGUGCAGCCAGUUUGAAGAGCUGACUCCUAAAUUUACCAAAGUGAAAUGGAUUCAGAGCCGAAGUUCUUGUAUAAGACAAAUUGCAGAAGAGCCACAUGAAAUCAGUAGCCUUAAACAGAUUACUGUUCUCAAAACUAGUAGUUUAGGUAUUAGGGAUGAUUUUGGUGAGCUGAAGAAUUAUCUUGAUAGUGUUGAUAAGAGGGACAUGAAGCAAUUAUUCCGUCGAAACUUAUACAAGAGGUCCAAAUUAUAUGAUGCUAGAAAGUCCUCCUCCAUUCUAUCUAGGGAUGCUCGCACAAGACGAUGGUCAAUUAAGAAGUCUGAUUGUGGUUACAAGAGGAUGGAGGAAUUUCUUGCUUCAAGACUGAGGGAAAUUAUGAAGGCCAAUUCCUGUGACUUUUUUGUGUCCAAGGUUGCUGAAAUUGAGGCUAAAAUGAAAACCGGUUAUUACAGUGGGUAUGGUUUGAGCUCUGUCAAGGAGGACAUCAGUAGAAUGUGCCGCGAUGCAAUAAAAGCAAAGAAUCGGGGUAAUGCUAGUGAUAUGAAUCACAUUAUCACAUUAUUUAUUCAGCUUGCAGCACGAUUGGAGGAGAGCUCUAAAUAUGUGGGUGGCAGAGAUGCACUGUUCAAGUUAUGGAAAAAGGACUCACCAUCAGCAUUAUGUUCUAAUUCUUCUAAGUACAAGAAGAAUAGAUUGGUAACUGAGAGGAAGUAUGGGAGUAAUGGCACACUUGGUGAUUUGGCUAAUGGAGAAUAUGCUUCUGAUAGAGAAAUUAGGAGGCGUUUAUCAAAAUUGAAUAAGAAAUCCAUGGACUCAGAGAGUGAGACAUCUGAUGACCUUUAUAUAUCUUCUGAAGAUGAUGGUGGUACUACAACCUCCGAUGCUGAAAGUGACCAACAAACCCAUUCAGAAAGUCAAAUUGGGGAGUCCAGAGGAGAUGGAUGCUUCACUCCUGAUGAUAAGUUGGAUUUCAUAUCUGAUGAGCGGGAAUGGGGAGCUCGCAUGACAAAAGCUAGUCUGGUUCCUCCUGUAACUCGGAAAUAUGAUGCCAUUGAUCAAUAUAUCGUUGUAGCUGAUGAAGAGGAUGUGCGAAGGAAGAUGCAGGUUUCAUUACCGGAUGACUAUGCAGAGAAGUUGAGUGCACAAAAGAAUGGUGUUGAGGAGUCUGAUAUGGAACUGCCUGAAGUGAAAGAUUACAAACCUAGAAAACAGCUUGGAAAUGAAGUCAUUGAGCAAGAAGUUUAUGGAAUUGAUCCCUAUACACACAAUCUCUUGCUUGAUUCUAUGCCAGAGGAGUUAGAUUGGUCUCUACAAGAGAAGCAUUUAUUUAUAGAAGACAUGCUCCUUCGGACAUUGAAUGAGCAAGUUAGGCAUUUUACUGGAACUGGAAGCACCCCAAUGAGCUACACUUUGAAGCCUGUUGUUGAAGAAAUUGAAAGAUGUGCAAAGGAGCACUGUGAUGCUAGAAUGGUGAAAAUGUGCCAAGGUAUCUUAAAAGGCAUAGACCGUCGUCCCGAUGACAAAUAUGUAGCUUAUAGAAAGGGACUUGGUGUUGUUUGCAACAAGGAAGAAGGGUUUAAUGAAGAUGAUUUUAUUGUAGAGUUUCUGGGAGAGGUAUAUCCUGUGUGGAAGUGGUUUGAGAAACAAGAUGGGAUUCGAUCUCUGCAAAAAAAUAGCAAAGAUCCAGCACCAGAGUUCUAUAACAUCUACCUUGAGAGGCCAAAGGGUGAUGCUGAUGGAUAUGACUUAGUUGUUGUUGAUGCCAUGCAUAAGGCUAACUAUGCCAGUCGAAUAUGUCAUUCAUGCCGACCUAAUUGUGAAGCAAAAGUUACUGCAGUUGAUGGUCAUUAUCAAAUCGGUAUUUAUAGUGUUCGUAAAAUUCAACAUGGUGAAGAGAUCACUUUUGAUUACAAUUCUGUUACCGAGAGCAAAGAGGAAUAUGAAGCAUCAGUUUGCUUGUGUGGAAGCCAAGUUUGCCGUGGGAGCUAUCUGAAUCUGACUGGUGAAGGGGCUUUCCAAAAGGUACUGAAGGAGUGGCAUGGAAUUCUUGAUCGUCAUUAUAUGAUGCUAGAAGCUUGUGAAUUGAACUGUGUUUCUGAAGAGGACUAUAAUGAUCUGGGAAGAGCUGGUUUAGGCAGUUGUUUGCUUGGAGGCCUGCCAGAUUGGCUAGUUGCUUAUGCAGCUCGCGUUGUGAGAUUUGUCAAUUUUGAAAGAACAAAACUUCCUGAGGAAAUUCUAAAGCAUAAUUUGGAAGAAAAAAGAAAAUAUUUUUCAGAGAUAUGUCAUGAAGUUGAGAGGAGUGAUGCAGAGGUUCAGGCUGAGGGUGUAUACAACCAGAGGCUUCAGAAUCUUGCAGUCACCCUAGAAAAGGUAAGGUAUGUUAUGAGAUGUAUCUUUGGCGAUCCAAGGAAAGCUCCACCUCCUCUUGAGAGGCUCAAUCCUGAAGCAGUUGUUUCCUUCCUCUGGAAAGGAGAGGAUUCAUUUGUUGGGGAGCUGCUUCAGUGUAUGGCUCCUCAUGUGGAAGAGUCUACCUUUAAUGAUCUCAAGUCCCAAGUUUGUGCCCGUGAUCCUUCAAGUUCUGGAGAUGUUCAAAAAGAACUUCAGAAAUCUCUGUUGUGGUUAAGGGAUGAGGUUCGAAAUCUUCCUUGUACAUACAAAUGUCGGCAUGAUGCUGCUGCUGACUUAAUCCAUAUUUACGCUUUUACCAAGUACUUUCUUAGAAUACAGGAUUAUCAAACUUUUACUUCGUCACCUGUCUAUAUUAGUCCACUUGACUUAGGUCCUAAGUAUGCUGACAAAUUGGGAGCAGAAUUUCAGGAGUAUCAGAAGAUAUAUGGUGAAAAUUAUUGUCUAGGGCAGCUGAUUUUUUGGUAUAAUCAGAGUUAUUUGGAGCCAGAUUGUAUCCUGGCUAGAACCAGGAGGGGUUGCAUAUCUUUACCAGACAUCAGUUCCUUCUAUGCCAAGGCUCAGAAGCCUUCACCACAUCGUGUUUAUGGUCCAAGGACAGUGAGAUCCAUGCUGACAAGAAUGGUGAAGCAGCCUCAAAGACCUUGGCCCAAAGACCAGAUAUGGUCAUUCAAAAAUUCUCCGAAAUUCUUUGGUAGCCCAAUGUUAGACGCUGUAAUUAAUAACUCUCCACUGAACAAGGAGAUGGUUCAUUGGUUGAAGCACAGACCUGCCAUAUUCCAGGCCAAGUGGGAUCAGUGAAAAUUUUGCUUUGGUUUUGACUAUUGGGGAAGCUGACAGAGCCUUCCUGGUGAAAACUUUUUUAUAGAUUAAGGAUUAGUUCAUCAUCCAUAACUUCCUACCUCUUUUUAGCGUGGGGAGUCCAUAAUUAUUUAUCCCCAAAGCAUAAUCCCUUGUUCGGCCUUUUCCGUCAUUCUUGUGUACAGUUCGUUUCCUUACUUUUGAUUUGUAAUUCAUUUGGUUGUAGGGCAUUAUCAUAACUCUUAAUAUGAAAUGAAAUGAAAGUAAAAAGGGUUUAUUUCAA